This is a messenger RNA of Lottia gigantea (owl limpet), 3081 nucleotides long. RefSeq lists its product as hypothetical. Gene Ontology annotation, biological process: potassium ion transport; transmembrane transport. Bases 1 to 3081 code for a protein of 1026 amino acids. Gene Ontology annotation, molecular function: large conductance calcium-activated potassium channel activity. NCBI's taxonomy places the organism in Eukaryota, Metazoa, Mollusca, Gastropoda, Lottiidae. The record is from RefSeq and is a predicted model, not a curated record. Gene Ontology annotation, cellular component: postsynaptic membrane. The transcript has 22 exons.
AUGACAGGUACUACACCUUACAGCACAGAAGAAUGUCUUCGAGAUCGUUACUGGUAUGCAUUCUUAACAUCAAGUUUAGUGACGUUUGCAUUUGGAUUUGUAAUAAUUGUUAUAUAUCGUUUGAUAAUGAUAAUGUUUUGUCGAAAAAAGAAAAACCAAAUAUCAUAUCGGUCAGCUCUUGCCAAUUCAAAUACUAAAUUAUCUCCAACCAUUGGAACAGGAGGUACGUCCAACCCAUUGUUUGUGAAGUCUGCUGAUCCAGAAAUCGGAUGGAUGACUGAAGCCAAAGAUUGGGCAGGUGAAUUGAUAUCUGGUCAGACAACAACAGGCAGGAUUCUGGUUGGUCUGGUAUUUUUAUUGAGUAUAGCAUCAUUAAUCAUCUACUUUAUAGAUGCCACGGAGAAUGAAGCAGUUGAAACAUGUCAUCCAUGGUCUACCAGUACAACACAACAAGUUGAUCUGGCUUUUAAUGUUUUCUUUAUGAUAUACUUCUUUAUUAGAUUUGUAGCAGCCAAUGAUAAAUUAUGGUUUUGGUUCGAGUUAUUUUCAUUUGUGGAUUAUUUUACAAUUCCACCUUCAUUUGUAGCCAUUUAUUUAGACAGAAAUUGGUUAGGUUUAAGAUUCUUGAGAGCUUUACGUUUAAUGUCCUUCCCGGACAUUUUAACUUAUCUAAAUAUUUUAAAAACCUCCACAAUGAUACGACUGACACAAGUUGUGGCCUAUUUUAUCAGCUUAUGGUUAGCAGCAGCAGGUUUUGUUCAUUUGGUUGAAAAUUCUGGAGAUUUUUUCUUUGAUUUUUCUAAUCCACAUAAAUUGACCUAUUGGGAGUGUUUAUACUUUCUACUAGUUACCAUGUCAACUGUGGGAUAUGGUGAUAUCAAUGUAGAAACAGUUUUAGGAAGAAUGUUUAUAGUGUUUUUUAUAUGUAUUAGUAUCGGUUUAUUUACCAGCUUUAUACCUGAAAUAAUUGAAAUUUUGGGUAGAAGACCAAAAUAUGGUGGUGCUUUUAAAAAAGAAAGGGGAAAACGACAUAUUGUAGUAUGUGGACACAUCACAUAUGAAUCAGUCACUAAUUUUUUAAAAGAUUUUUUACAUAAAGACAGAGAAGAUGUGGAUGUUGAAAUUGUUUUUAUUCACAAGUCUUUACCAGAUUUAGAGUUAGAAGGUUUGUUUAAAAGACAUUUCACUCAAGUUGAAUUCUUUAAAGGAACUGUGAUGGAUGCCAAUGAUUUAUUUAGAGUCAAGAUAAAAUCAGCUGAUGCCUGUCUAGUGUUAGCUAAUAAAUAUUGUCAAGAUCCUGAUCAAGAAGAUGCUAGUAAUAUUAUGAGAGUUAUUUCUAUUAAAAACUAUCAUUCAGAUAUUAAAGUUAUAGUUCAGUUAUUACAAUAUCACAAUAAGGCCUAUUUAUUGAAUAUUCCCAGUUGGGAUUGGAAAAGAGGCGAUGAUGCUGUUUGUGUAGCAGAAUUAAAACUAGGUUUUAUUGCUCAAAGUUGUCUAGCUCCAGGUUUCUCUACCCUGAUGGCUAAUCUAUUUACUAUGAGAUCAUUUAAAACAAAUAUAGAAUUAAAUCAAUGGCAAGCUGAUUAUAUGAGGGGAACAGCAAUGGAAAUGUAUACAGAAUAUCUUUCUAGUGCUUUUAAUGGUUUAACAUUUCCUGAAGCUGCAGAGUUAUGUUUCUCCAAAUUAAAGUUACUAUUAUUAGCAAUAGAAGUACGACAAGAGGAGACAAGGGAGAGCACUCUAGCUAUUAAUCCUGGACCAAAAGUGAAGAUAGAAAAUGCUACUCAAGGAUUUUUUAUAGCUGAAUCUGCAGAAGAAGUAAAAAGAGCAUUUUAUUUUUGUAAAAACUGUCAUUCUGGUGUAUCUGAUGUAAGAGCUAUUAAGAAAUGUCGGUGUAGGCCAUUGACGCUUUUCAAGAAAGGAGCAGCAGCAGUUUUAGGUAUGGUGCGGUGGCCAGGUCCUAUUGAACAACAUGACAUUGACAAGGGAGAUAAUAUAAAUACUGAAGACAUGGUUGAUGAAGAGCCACAAACAGCAAGUCAAACAGAACUACCAUUAUUAUCACCAACACCAUUAUUACAAUCAGAAGAUUUAGAAGAAGAUCAGAAACGAUUUGAUUCUACUGGAAUGUUCCAUUGGUGUCCUGAUAGAAAUCUAGAGAGUGUAGUUAUGGACCGUAACAAGGCAGCUAUGUCUGGUCUCCACAAUCAUAUUAUUGUUUGUUUAUUUGCUGAUGCUGGCUCCCCAUUAAUUGGGUUACGAAAUCUUGUCAUGCCAUUACGAGCUAGUAACUUUCAUUUUGAUGAAUUAAAACAUGUAUUUAUAGUCGGCCAUCUUGAAUAUAUAAAACGAGAAUGGAAAACUUUACAGAAUUUUCCUAAAUUAUCAAUAUUGCCAGGUUCUCCAUUAAACAGAGCGAACCUACGAGCUGUCAAUGUUAACCUAUGUGAUAUGUGUGUAAUAGUAUCAGCUAAAGAUAAGAAUAUGGAUGACCCUAACCUUGUAGAUAAAGAAGCUAUUUUAUGUUCAUUGAAUAUAAAAGCGAUGAAUUUUGAUGACUCUAUUGGUUUAAUACAGGCUUCAGCACCAACUAAUGCAGCAUUUUUACCGGCAGGGUUUUCACCACUAGGUAGUCCAGCUAGUUCUUCAAGACGAGGCUCAAUAUGUGGUUCUAAUGUACCUCUUAUUACAGAACUUGCCAAUGAUUCUAAUGUACAGUUUUUAGAUCAAGAUGAUGAUGAUGAUCCUGAUACAGAACUCUAUAUGACUCAACCAUUUGCUUGUGGUACAGCAUUCGCUGUUAGCGUGUUAGAUUCUUUAAUGAGUACUAGUUAUUUCAACGAUAAUGCUCUAACCCUUAUAAGAACAUUAAUAACAGGGGGAGCAACUCCUGAAUUAGAACAGAUAUUAGCAGAAGGGGCUGGAAUGAGAGGUGGAUAUUGUACUCCUGCUGUUUUAGCUAAUAGAGAUAGAUGUCGUGUUGCUCAAAUCUCUUUAUUUGAAGGACCGUUAUCACAAUUUGGUGUAAGUAUAAUUAUAUUAAUCUUUCAAAGGCAUAUAAGAAGCACAGGUUAUAGAUAA